Messenger RNA from Sphaeroforma arctica JP610, 3131 nucleotides. RefSeq lists its product as hypothetical. NCBI's taxonomy places the organism in Eukaryota, Ichthyosporea, Ichthyophonida. The record is from RefSeq and is a predicted model, not a curated record. The transcript has a single exon. Bases 208 to 2565 code for a protein of 785 amino acids.
UUUUAGGAGUAUAUAUGUAAUAAUAACGCGAUAUAAUUUUAAAGUAGUAUCAGGGGAGUCGUCGGUCGGGUGUAUGCCUGCACACUACAAUCGAAUGUAGUGAAUGAAUGCACAACUCCCUCUCUUAGUAUAAGGCCACAGUUUCCACUGCACACACUCACUCACUCACUCACUCACUCACUCACACACACACACGCGCACGCAGACAUGGAAGCCAUGGAGAUCAUAGACGAUCCCCCCAUGUCGCGAACAUCUAGUCGGAAACGGGCCAAAGACAAGUUCAAACGUGCCGUAACUAAACUCUCGGAUCGUGCUGAACGUACCGAGUCGUACUCAGAGAGUGAUACAGUGUCCACGCUGAGUUCACUAUCUAGCACCCUCGCCGCCACUAGAGUGAACUCGAAUUCGCGACGCUUUCAUAGAAGGAAGCUCACGUCCGCAUUCGGUGCGGCUGGUAGGUUUUCGAUGAACGGCGAGAAUCAGGGCCAUGCACGCCCGUCAUUCUUCAAUCGCGGUAUAGGGCAGGGCUAUGCAGCCUCAGAGAUAGAUGAACCACAAGUAGUUACACAGAGGACCUUGAAUGUGGACCCGGAUAUCAUAGCCGUGCGAGAGGCGAUUAUAGCGCUGUUUCAGAAACAGGCCAGACCGGAGCAACACAUGAACAUCAACAAUUCAUCGUCGUUGACGGGAAAUGCGUCGUCUGGGCUCAAGGUACAUCCCGUGGAGGAUGAGAUGCGCCGUGCAAGCAGUGGGGCCAAGGUGCUAGCAACUACGAAUGCACUAGAUAAUGUGGCAGCGAUGAACGAACGAUUGACGCGAUUAGAGGGCAAAUACGACCUGGUGUGUCUGGUGGAGUGUUUGCACCAGAUGUUUAUGCGAGGAAUGAUUGUUCUCAGACAGCAGCUGAAAGACACGUCGGGGCUGGAGUUUAUUCUGUCCUUUAGGUCCAUCUGGGUGUGGUUCUACACGCACACGUUGAACGAUAUAGCGGCCAUGUUCUGCACAUCUCAGAAUAUCAUCAGUCCAUACAUACGGCCCAUGGCUCUGUCUGAAUUCCGCGACCAUAUCCUGGUCAAUCGCCACAUAAGGCCACAGUUGGAGGAGCAGAUCAAAACGGGGCCAGAUUUCAUCCCGGGAGAAGUGUCCCAGAUGCUGCUCAUUCUUUUAUCCCGGACCUAUCUAGAACCCGCAGAAUCACGGGCGGCUGUGCGUGAGCUGCUACGUCUUUUGGUGGAGAAUGUGGACGAGGGGGGUGUGGAUGAGCUCGAAUUGGCUAUACAUGCAACAAAUGCAUUGGAACUACACAGUCCAGGCAGUGAUGUAUCGCGGCAGUCCAGCGGGCUGGCAGGCUCUGGGACAUCGCCUGCGCAACGGGUGAAUUCGGGGGUAGCGGAUCGCGAUCUGAAUACGGGCACAUUGGCUGAUGGUAAUCCGGAUGCGUGGGUGUUUACGUUCAGCGAUCGCGACGAAGAUAGGGUGCCGCUGGAGACCGAGUCGUGUGCGGAAAGUUUGGUACAAGGCGACGGGUUUUCGAAUGUCCCGGAGGACGUGAUUAUGAUACUUCAGCGGGAUGGUCCCACCGCAGAGAACAAGCGCAAGGACCUCCAAGAUGCUGAUUUAAAACUAGCCAGUCUCGUACUCAACGGGAACAUGGCGGUGGAACGAACCAUGUCUACACCGGUACAGUCUCCUAGAAAGCUCACGCCUGCCUUCCCCUUCCCGUCCACAAACAGUAAGUCCCCCCCGGUCAUUGGGGCUGGGUAUAUCAAGCCCAGUGUGUUUCCGCAGCGGCAGUGUUCACAUAAGGGCACGAGAGAUACAGCCACAGGUCUGGCUAUACAGCGGGCAUUGUCUGCCAACAUCGCAUCCUCUCAGAUCCACAGCUGCGAAGGAGGGGAGGGUGUCACCACGUCGCACCUGCCCUCGUUAAAGUCGGUGCAGGGCCCAAUUGGUCCUGUCAAUCUUCGCAGGGGGCACAUAGAGCCGGCAGAUGCGCACAGGAAUUUUGUCGAUCUGGACAAGAUGAACCGGAGUAGAUCUAAUUCCGUGUUGGAGGCAGGCACUCGGUUUCUGCGGCUGAGGAAGGGGUCUGCCAGUUCCAAGUCGAGCAGUGAGAAGGUCAAGGCCACAAGGGAAGUGUCUCUGGAAGAUCCGAGGAACACACGGGAGGGAUCCCGUUUCUGUAGUGCUACCACGAGUGCUUUCCAGCGAAGCAACACCACUAAGAACAACUUGAGUGAAAACGAUAUGCUGAGCUACGAUAGGGUGGACAGGAAUGGCCGUCAGGCGCCGCGGGGGAGCGAUAGUGAUGUGUUGUGCGAAGCGAAAAACGAGGAUAUCGUCGGCGAUCUCAUGGGAAAUAUAAACGGCCGAAGGAGUAUUGAAACUCUGGAAAAGUAUAGGCAGCCUACACUCGCGGACGUACUGGGCAAAAAGGGUAAGUCUGAGGAGGGAACCGAAGGACAAGGUGCGUUUAGGGCGUCAUUCACCUCCGCUGUCACACAAACUGAUGACCCUGGCCAUGUGGGAAAAGCUAUGCUUGCGGAGGAGUGUGUCAGCACGUAGGCAUGAGAAGCUGACGCCAUCACUAGCUGCAUUCUUCUGGUCGAGGAUGGCGGGAUACAGUCUAAUAGGAUCAAACCACCUCUAAUACUACGAAUAAUGACAAUUAAAACUGAAAGGCAGCGUACUCGAGAAUCGCGUACUUUGGCUACUUGAGGUAACCCUACAUCUACUACUGCUGCAAUGUGCGGCCAGUAGUUGGGCAAACUCUCACUGGGAAUAAACCCUACACAUUUUUGAGUCUGCCAUUGUUUCAUUGGGAACUCGGCGUCGACACGUUGAUCAGAUGAAAGAUGAAUAUCUGGGUAUUGGCAGUCUUCAAUAUGCUCUGAAUGAGUCAGUACAGGCAAGUAGCGAUGUCCACUGAAAAUGAAUCGAAUGAAAGUGACCGUACAGCGAUAGCCUUGGUUGUCAGGGAUAUGUCGGUACAAGCUUUUUAUGUGAAGCUGACAACAGUACAAUCAAUCUACAUCGCAGCCGAGGGUAGCGAAUCAGGGCCCAGUAAAUACAAAGAUAAUAACAACGAUACGAUUAUACGCAGAACGUAGUAAAUACAAAGAUAAUAACAC